Messenger RNA from Strongylocentrotus purpuratus (purple sea urchin), 1337 nucleotides. RefSeq lists its product as uncharacterized. The transcript is spliced from 6 exons. Gene Ontology annotation, molecular function: protein binding. Gene Ontology annotation, biological process: signal transduction. Bases 455 to 1063 code for a protein of 202 amino acids. The record is from RefSeq and is a predicted model, not a curated record. Lineage: Eukaryota; Metazoa; Echinodermata; Echinoidea; Camarodonta; Strongylocentrotidae.
AAAAGUUCACUGGGAUUUUCUGACAGACAGUUCUCAAGAACUUACCCUUGAAGAUAAUGAAGUAGUAAUAUCCUGCGGCAUCAGAUUCUCGCCAUCUGGAGCCAAGCUCAGCAAACCUAUCAAGGUCACAUUGAACCAUAAUGCACACUUCACCAAUCCAAGACGGGCAGAGAUCGUCUUCUACACCCGCAACAAAGACUCAACAACUUUUGAGAGAAUUCCGGCAUCCACCGACGGUUGCCCACGUUGUGACGUCAGAUCAAAGGACUUGGAUAUCUACGUAGAUCAUUUCAGUAUUUGGUGGAUUGUGGCCCUAAUCACUCGGUACUUCGUCGGAAAGAGGGUCGAGUGCACACCAUACGUAAGACCACCUGUCACGAAAGGGUUCACGCACGUAGUGAUACUCUGCAUAUGUGACGAUCUCUUGGAUGUUAUUAAGAAAACAAACGAAAAAAUGGCGAAGCACAUAAUACUCUCUCCGCCCCAGCAAAUGUUCGUAGAAUGGAGGUGUGGUGAUAUCAAAAUCGAGUUGUUCGAUGGCCCAACGGAUAAUGAAAAGAAGGUUGAAGAAAGGAAACUUGGCGAAAGGGAUAUGAACCACGUUGAAAGGAAACAAUUCUUCUUUGACGUUAAGCCACUCGAGUCCGGGGAAAGCCAAAAGUAUCUCAAAUUCACCUUGGAUCAAAAAGAGUCUCCCUCUUACCCGACACGGAUUCGAUUUAUCUUGCCAUAUGAUGCAGCAGGAGCACCAUUCCUUCCCAUGCAUGCCAGUGUACAAGCAGCAGGUGUGCCAGCGCUACCAGGGUUUGAUCUCAAAUCAGAUGAAACAUUUGACAGGCUGUCGAGACACAUGCCUGCAGAGAAAUACACAUCGCUAUGCACAGGUCUUGGCAUCGAAUACAACGAAGCCAACAACAUCCUAUGUGGGGCAACCAAUGACUACCAGAGAGCUACUAGGUCUUGCUUGGCACACUGGCAAACAGAAACUGGUGGUAAUAUGGACCAACUGAAGACUAUCCUUCAGGAGAUAGGAGUCGGAGAUCUAGCAAAAUAUAUUGAAUAGUCGUAAUAGCUCCAGCAACUCAGUUGUAGUAGAGGAAGAAAUAAAACGGAGGCUAGGGUCACUUUGUAAGGUGUGUCAAUGUAUAUGCAAUAAACCCAUAUACAUAAGAUGGUUGCAGCUUUCAAUAUGAUGGGGCCCUUUGGACAAACAUUCAAACUUGUACAGAAUAACUGUUUCAUCUUAUUUUAUGUAUAUAUGUUGUAAUAAUGUUGGAAGAAUAUCGCAAAAUAUUUUGUUUUCUUUUCUAAUUCUUCGAAUUUGAAAUAUGACAAGA